Molecule: messenger RNA, 639 nt
Organism: Ziziphus jujuba (common jujube)
Lineage: Eukaryota; Viridiplantae; Streptophyta; Magnoliopsida; Rosales; Rhamnaceae
Product: probable LRR receptor-like serine/threonine-protein kinase At3g47570
Exons: 4
Coding region: 1-639 (212 amino acids)
Biological process (GO): protein phosphorylation
Molecular function (GO): protein kinase activity; ATP binding
Source: RefSeq, a predicted model, not a curated record
AUGGCCAUUGCUGCACCGAUAAUGGAUUGUUCAAUAAUUGUGGGCUCUGCAGAGGCUUGGUCAGAGAACCACAACAAUAUAAAGCCUAGCAACAUACUUCUUGAUGAUGAUUUGGUUGGUCAUGUGGCUGAUUUUGGCAAUGCAAAAGUUCUAAGUGGAACAGAGUCAAUGAUACAAACCAUUACACUAGCCACUAUUGGAUAUAUGGCACCAGAGUAUGGACAAGAAGGAAUUGUUUCCGCAAAAGGCGAUGCGUAUAGUUAUGGUAUUGUCCUUAUGGAAACUUUCACGAAAAAGAAGCCUACUGAUAAGAUGUUUGAUGGAGAUUUGAGCUUGAUGAGAUGGGUGAAAGAGUUGCUUCCUUGUGAUGUUACUCAAGUCGUGGACACUAAUUUGCUAAAAGAAAACUUUUCUGCUGUGAAGGAUUGUUUUUCAUCAAUAAUGGAAUUGGCCUUGAAUUGUACUGCAGAGUUACCUGAAGAAAGAAAACUUAUGAAAGAUGUUCUAGGUGCACUUUGCAAGAUCAAAAUGAAGUUCUUGAAGGCCAUAGAAUCCAUGGCCAACAAUGAUCAACGAUCAACGUCCAGAUCAGCACCUUCCAUUGUUCCAAUCGAUGACAGCUCUGAUGACUUUGAUUAG